AUGCAUCCCAGGUAGCACAGCCUGUUACCUGACCGCUGCUUCCAUGUUCUUUCCCAUCGGACAGUGUGAAGGGGGACUGAAUAUGCUGCCUAUAUAGCGGAGAUCCAAACGGACGCACGGAUACUGUUGUUGGAACUUGUUCCUACACGCGGAUGGCUGAGAGACGCCAUCCCAGUCAAACGCACGAACAUUCUCGUCUGGAAUCAUCGACAGCUAGUCAACGGUACCUGAGGAAAGAGAAGGCGCAUGGCUUCGGAUCAGAAAGUAUCUUCUCUGUGUCCGAAACUGGGACAGAUAAUCCAGAACUAUUUAACGACACCUGCGAAACCAAUCAGGAGGUGCAUCUGGCAGUGGCUGACAGUAAACUCGAGGAGAAUCACAGUCCCACGAAACAACUGCCUGAGAAAGAGAAUGUCCUUAAAACGCACGGUAGCACAUACAACUCAGACAGUGAGGUUAAAGGUAACACACACACACACACAAACACACGGUCAAUAACACAUAAACAAGCAUAUUAAGAGAGCGAGCACACACGCAUGGGCUUAUAACAUAUAAACAAGCAUAUUAUCAGUGCGCACGCACACACACACACACACACACAUACACAGUUUAUAACACAUAAGCAAGCUUAUCACACUCGGAGGAAGCACACAGUUAGACAAGCCAAUAUCAUAUGAGAAGAGGACCUGUUCUUUGUGGUUUUUUUAUGUUAUUGAGAUUUUUUAAACUUUUGAUUUGAGCUGGAAAUAAAGUAUACUAAUGUUUCAAACGAUUAUGCAACGCUGAGCCUUGGCAUAGGUUUAUAUGCUAUUUUUGAACAGUGGUACAGUUUGAAGUAGGCUACAAUUUUCAGUAAUUGCAAACUUGUUUCGAUUGGUAGGCAAUGUUUUUUGUUACACUCUUAGAAAAAAAGGUUCAGGAUAGAACCAAAAAGGUUCUAUGUGCACCCUUUUGUAGGGUUCUUUGAUCAGAAUCCCAGGGGUUCUUCUUCCAAAACUGGUUCCAUAUAGAACCCGUUGGUUCUAUAUAGGGUUCUGUAUGGAACCUAUUUCCAAAUUUGAAACAAGCAUAGAAACCUUUUCGGUUCUAUCUAGAACCUUUUUUUCUAAGAGUGUAAGCACACUUGAGUAAGCAUAGGCUACACUUCCCUUCAUACACUAGCUUUAUAAUUAGGAUCUCCUAAUUGCCAGUCCAUUACCAACUUGCUACGAAUGACAUUAUCUGUUUAGCAUUGAACUAACUGCACGUUUGCGUUGGUAAAUCUUUGCAAUGUUACGUGAUAGUCUACGUUUUUGAGAAAUUAAAAUGCACAGUUGCAAAUAUAUUUUGCAGUUGAGAUGGCGCUCAUUCAUUCUUAUUAGUCGCAAUAUCUCUCUUGGAUUUUUUUAUAAUAAAGAAGCAUUCUAGGCUAGGCUACUAGUAAAUUAGGGAAGCCUAUCCAAACGAAUAAGCACACACUAAUUACAGCAAAGAAGAUUUCAAAACAAAACACGAUUUCCCAGACACAGAUUAAGAUUAGUCCUAGACAAAAAAAUCGUGUUCAAUGCAGAUUCACCAUUGAAAGUGCUUAGUCCAAAACUAUGUAUAAUCUGUGUCCGAGAAACCGGCCCGAGAAGACAUAGGCCUACAGACAAACUGACAAAAAAAACACAUCAGAAGGCUUUUGCGUAGGAAAGUUUAUUGGAAGGUGAAGGGCAACGAAAUGGCUGCUAUAUGAUUGCUGCUGUUUUUCAGCUUGUCCGCUUUUGAAAUGACAUUUUCUCGAUAAACUAUUUUUGUACAUGUAAAACAACAAGCAUAAGGCUCCCUCAAGUUCAUGACAUUUUGUUUUGUAAGUUAAGUCAACUUUAGGGUAAUGGUGAUUCGAUUAUUAUUAUUAUUAGGCCUAUUAUUAUUAUUAUUAUUAUUAUUUAUUCUUCUUAGGCCUGUUAUUGAGCAUAUGUGGCCACAGCGCGUGCGUCCGAAAUUCACGCCAACGCUUUCACAAUGGUAUUUAUUAACUAAUGUUAAAAUCAGGCAGACAUGGGGCCUCUAUGUACAUGUUGUUGAAAACAAGGUGUGAUUUAGGUCGAAAUAGAAGAAGUUUCUUCAGUCCCUAAUUUCUCUCUUCCUUAAAUCUGAAAAUUAACGUCAGAUUCGUUACAAUACUCAUUACUUGCUAUUAAAAUAUGACACUUUUAUCCCAGAUUUUAAAAUAAUAAUUGAUCAGUGAUUCACUGAAAAAUGAAUCGAUGACUAGGCUACAUCAAAACACUUGUCUGGAAUAGUCUGAAGUGUGUAGGUUAUAGGCCUAUAGCUUUGCGCAGUUCAAUUACUAGGCCUAUAUGAUUUCCGGAUUGUGUGAAUAGUUGUAUUUUUCGUGCCCGCUGCGCCAUGUAAUCAAGACGGAAGUCAAUAACAUUUAGAUUUGAAACUCCUCCGGACUCCUUCAUUGGUAGACUAGACUAUACAUCUCGGGAAUAGUCAGUCAUAUCCAUCCAACUUACCAAGAGCUGUAUUGUGGCAUUAACUAAUAUAGGCUACAUUUUAUUUCUCUCUUUUAGGCUAUUUAUGAAGGGAUUGAAGAACAUAAUGUAAUUCUUAUCGCCAAAAGGACCCAAAUUACCCAGAUGAAUUAUCCAUUGAUUUUCGUUAUUUGCCUGAUGAGAUCUAGUCAAAUGUUUUUGUAUAGGCCCUGUCUUUGUACUUAUUGUUUCAAUUGGCUUUGAGUGAGUUUAGACUACUCCAGAUACGCAAAUAAUGCAAGAUUAGUUGUAGGCUUACCUCUAAGAAGCGGUCAUUUAUCAUCUCACUAAAAGCUAUAGUAGCCUAAUUAUAUCGCCCGUGCAUAAAGACAUCGAAGACAACGACAUGUUGUAUAUAACCCGUUUUUCUUCCAGGGGACUUGCAUCUCAGAUUAGUUGGCCUACUCCUUUCAGCUAAAAAGUGAAGUUGUAAAUACAAUGGUCGAAUAGAUUAAAAACAUAUAAUGUUAUAAAAUGGCAGGCAUAAUACAAAAACUAUAGUUUGUCGUCAAGACAUGGCCUUCUUGGUAAACUGAUUAAGUCCGUGCAUUAUUGUUUUCUAUCACAAAUAAGCCUAUGUUUAGGCUACACACUGAGAAUUACGUUAAUGUAACUAAUUCCUUUUUACAGGGGACAGAUUGGAGAAUGCCUUUGGAAAGUGGCUCACAGCGAAAAGUAGACGAAAAAGCGUUGUCCUUCUACCAAACAUCAAACACUGGAACUGGAGAAGGAGUUAUUGUUCAACAUGUAUCUGACGCGAGAGCGCCGCUUGGAGAACAGCAAGAGUAUUGA
Molecule: messenger RNA, 3296 nt
Organism: Coregonus sp. 'balchen'
Lineage: Eukaryota; Metazoa; Chordata; Actinopteri; Salmoniformes; Salmonidae
Source: the annotation of a GenBank genome assembly